Molecule: messenger RNA, 2247 nt
Organism: Hyla sarda
Lineage: Eukaryota; Metazoa; Chordata; Amphibia; Anura; Hylidae
Exons: 2
Coding region: 523-1908 (461 amino acids)
Source: RefSeq, a predicted model, not a curated record
UUCUAUUUUCUAUUACAUUCUAUUCAUUAUAUUUGCGACUAUAUAAUCUAUUAUUUCUAUACUCUGACUCUUCGGGGUUUUUCUUUUUCCUGUCAGCGGCACACGCCGCCCCUGUGCGGCGCCUGUCACAAGUCAACUCAUUUCUUCUUCAGCGCCAUCUUCGGCACCAUUUUAUUUACCUCUCUUCUUCUUCUUCCUCCUUUUCGCGCUCGCUCCGCGCGGAGGGGAGGUAGGCGUGUCUUAGUCAGAUAGCUCGUCCUAUCUGUACACAGUGAGCGGUAAUCUCGCGAGAUUACGCCGCUCUGCGAUUUUUCAACACUCCUCCCUGCAUCGCAAUCUCCAGUUCAGUGAGAUCGGCGUGAGGGACGGAGCCUGGACUAGUUGUCGCUGUACUUUGUCGGUAUUUACUGGGAAUUUAUUCCCUAUUACCCCUACUGCCCCAGCUUACCUCUAUAAAGCCCUUGUAGAUUCUAACUGCUACAGUCCCUGGGUACAUUCACAUACCCCAUACUGACUAACAUUAUGGCAGAUGACAAUACUACUAGUUCCCCCAGGGGAGAGGAUCCUUCCUUGGAUGCACCCCUUUACCUGACUGCUGCCCAGAUCCAAGAUCUGAUAAAUAAAUCAGUGCAAGCAGCGAUGUCCUCUGUCCUACCCCCCAAAAGUUCGCAGCACCCUGCACAUACUUCUCAAAAACCCUCAUGCAGUGGCGAACCACCCUAUAAAAAGGGUAAAGCGUCUCAAAAACGCAAUCAUACCAUCAUGGUAUCCGACUCCCCGGCAGGGGAAGUAAAUUGUAUGCACCAGGCAGUUCCCGAACCGGCCUGCCGACCCACUUUGCCUCCAGACUCUAAUAGACCCCUGGGCCCCGGGGAGUUGCGUAAGCAGGGGCAACGAUCCGCUAGACGGACCAAACCGGAUUCAUUUGUAGAUUCUACAGAUGAAGAAUCCUCCGCAGAAUCCGAAGUGGCUGAUGCCAAUGAGUCUGACGAUGCAAUUGAGGAUAGUGGGCAUAUGGCGAUCCCUGAGGACGCUAACCCUGUACCCCAGGGUGACAUCGUGUUAGACUCUCGUGGAGAGCCUUUCUUUGACCCAGAGGCUAUAACCCAUCCACGCUCUGGAGACUGGGCUCCCACCCCUGAAGUGUCCCAAUAUAUAGAACAUUGGGCUCGCAGGUCGGUGGAUAAGGCUAACCGCAACAAGUUAAAGGCGGAAUGCCCCCGACCAUGCAUCCCCAAGAAGGUGGUGCUGACGCCCGAAAUUGACCCCAUACUCUUACGAUACCUCACUAAACAUGGAAAAUAUUCCAAGAAGGGUAUCGAGAGAUCCUUCAGGACCAUCCAGGAUCGAAUCUUGGACCUCUUCGGUCCUGUCACCAUGAUUCUCAAUCUAUCAGAACAGGCGGCGGCAACCGAUCAACCGAUCGAUCUGCUGCAACUUAGAGGUUGGGCCCAAAGAGCGGUAUGUUUGCUCGGGUGUGCAAACACCACUUGUGCGACUGAACGUCGACGAUCAAUCUUGAUGAGACUUGACCCACAACUCUCUCACUUAGCGGAGACUGAACCCGGACCCGCUGCCGAGGGCCUUCUCUUCGGAGAUACCCUUAUCAAAGACAUCAAUAAGAUGGUCGGGCUGUAUACCAGCCUUGACAAAGCCCAAACAUCCCUUAAGAAAUCGAGUUCGGCUAAGGUUUUCACAACGGCCGGCAGAAGCAGGAGCCGAUCUGCCGGCCGCAACUACAAUACUAGGCCGUACAACAGAGCUCCAGCUCCUCAGUACAACCAGGCUCCACAACCCUACCCUGUGCCAGUCGCACAAUCUUCACCCUUCUUCCCACCCCGUGGACGUCCUUGGAGAGGACGUGGAGGAAGAGGCUACCCCCGCUCCAGACAUACUACCGGAUACUGAAGACGGCGCCCUACAUGUCGGAGGCUGAGGUGUUCCGGAAAUUUUCCUACUCGUUAUGGUGUCCCCGUUGGGACAUGGUUUCGGCCGGUGAUUCAAGGUCUUAUGGAAUCGGUUUGGGUUCUACCGUGAUUCCAGGUUCAAGUUACGGCUACAACUUUCGCAUCAAGAAAGAGGAGGAGACGAUGGAAGCAGUCCUUUAUAUACCAAGCAUCCUGACCAGGGAUUGGUCAAUACACCCUAUGGACUGCUGGGAGUUGUAGUUUUAAGUGGUUCUUUAAAGUUUUAGUAAAAAUUCAUUAAAAGAGUUUUGAAUUUCUGCUAUGGGCAUUAAUAAAGGAA